UCAGCAAUCCGUCAAUUUCAACAUGCAGUAAAUUAACCCCACUUUUAGCGCAUUGUUUACAUCACUCAAGCCCCUUUUAAAUCACGUAAAUUUUCGAUUUAAACUGUGCAAUGGGCAAAAGGGACACCGGCUUGUCGAACGCUCCGGCCAACGACACUGAAAUAGCUGAAAACCGCGAACUAGCGCAGCCAAGGGCUGAAGAGGACUCCGAUUCUGAGCUGGAAGACAAUGGCCCUUGGGGCGGCUACAUGCCAUUGGCACAAAAUCCUGCCGACAGCGAAGCCCUGUUCAGAUCCAGCAAUGAUUCUGAUGAAGAUGAGGGCAUUGACGAAGAGCAGCCACCAGCAGCUGAACAAGGGAUCAAGGAUUCCAGCUCAGUGCAAGUUGAAGAGGUGUGGUCGCAACCAGCUCCUAAGGAAGUUGACAUCGAAAUGAGCGAUAAAAAAAUCGACUUAGUCAAGCAGAUGAUGCAGAACAUCAAGCUGCCAGAGGAGGCCAUCCCUGCAUGGGCGCGAGACAUUCCCGAGGCGCAAUGGAGGGAUCAUUUGCUCCAGAAGCUGAACCAGGCACAACAGCCCUAAGAGUAAAAACUGGAGAACAUAAAAACUAUCUAUUUAUUCGUCAUCGUGCACUACUGGUUCGCCAUCCAAUUUGCGGAGGUUGGGCAGCCGCUUGGUCGCCUCCACUUUCCAAACUGCCUCCUCCAUGCUGUCGUACAACGGGUUGCCCACAAACAGCAAGUCCUCCAAGCAGGGAAGUUCUUGGAAUUUCACGUACUCGCUCCAGUCCUUGAUCAUGUUGUUGCCGAUGUAGAGCACCUGCAAUGGUUUUAAUAAUGGUGUGUGCACAUGCAUUGAUUUAGUUGCGCCAGAAAUGUUUUCUUUAAAGCCAUCUUUAUAGGAGCCGCACAAAUCAAACAGAAUUAUUGCUCUUAGCGCCAGGGAAACGAAAAAUUAACUGACGAAUCAACGUAAAAGUAUGCCUUUUGGACGAUAUUCUUUACUACUGGCGCCAGUGAUAUCGGAUGGAUGCAGGCUUUUUCCGGCUAUGCAUGCAAGGAUUGUAACACGUGCAAAUUUGUUAUUCUUAUUGGCGCCACUAAAUCCAUGAAUGUGUAAACUCGCCGGAACUUUCCCACGCGCCCAUCAAAAGGAUUUACCUUCAGCUUCUUCAGCACCUGUACACCUUUGACUUUUUCGAUGAAAUUAUACGAAAUCCACAGCUC
This is a messenger RNA of Dendroctonus ponderosae (mountain pine beetle), 1225 nucleotides long. Its product is annotated as male-enhanced antigen 1. The transcript is spliced from 3 exons. The coding region runs from base 111 to 581 and encodes 156 amino acids. Gene Ontology annotation, biological process: spermatogenesis. Lineage: Eukaryota; Metazoa; Arthropoda; Insecta; Coleoptera; Curculionidae. The record is from RefSeq and is a predicted model, not a curated record.